Messenger RNA from Rhipicephalus microplus (southern cattle tick), 1542 nucleotides. RefSeq lists its product as uncharacterized. Lineage: Eukaryota; Metazoa; Arthropoda; Arachnida; Ixodida; Ixodidae. Gene Ontology annotation, cellular component: SCF ubiquitin ligase complex. The record is from RefSeq and is a predicted model, not a curated record. Gene Ontology annotation, molecular function: protein binding. Gene Ontology annotation, biological process: SCF-dependent proteasomal ubiquitin-dependent protein catabolic process.
AUGGAAAGCCAGUCGGCGGCGGAAGUCACCGAUGGUUGCCGGGUUGACGUCGAAGAGACGCCGUGUCCUUCACCGUCUCGAGACCAUGCAGUGAGCACCGCAUCAGCAUGCACGGAAUCGACAGAAACAGCGCCGUCCGGCUCUCAAGACCGUUACUCAGGCGAGCAAGGCAUCGAAAUUCUGAACCCGGAACUCAUACGGCUGAUCUUCGGAUACCUCGACGUACAGAACCGGGGACGCAUGGCGCAAGUGUGCACCGCCUGGAAAGCUGUGGCCGACGAGCCCUGCAUCUGGGUGAACGUCGAGGCGCGGCUGAGGCUUUCCGAGAGCUGUGCACCGGUGCUGGACUGCGUCGCUCGACGGGGCAUUCGGCGAAUCAAGGUGCUCAGCUACAAGGAAGACCAGGUGGCGCAACUAUUGCGGGCACUGCCGGACAUCCGGUGUCUCGAUUUGUCCGACAACUAUAGCGUGAACAACAACGUCAUCCUGGGGGCGUUCAAAGACACGACGUACGAAUCAUGCACCGUUCUGAAUCUGAGCUGGUGCCCGCAAAUCGACGACUCAGCGAUAGAUUGCCUCAGCAGCCGGCUUCCGAAUUUGGAGGAGCUGUACUUAGUUGGAUGCGACCACAUUGCCGAUUCCAGCAUGGGCUUCAUCGCCGCCAGGCUGCCAAAGCUCAGGGUGCUCGAUAUUAAGGAAUGCGAAGUGUCCAACGCUGGCCUGCAAAGACUGGCGGGAUUCGGCGAAGACGGUGUGCUAUCGACCACGCUCGGCGUGAAAGCGCUUACACAUUUGGGCCUUGAGGACUGCACGCUCGUUUCCGACUGCCGGCUUGGAGUCCAUCAGCUUGGGCUUGGUCCAGCUGUCGAGCUUGGAUCUCACCUGGAUCUCUCUUACUGUAACCACAUUGAUGACGACGCCAUUUCAAAUAUCUCGCGUGGUUCGGGGCUGGUUACUCUGACCACGCUCAACAUCACCGCCUGUCCCAUCACGGACGUCGGCGUCUCCUUGUUGGCGCAGAAGCUGACCGACCUGAGGACGCUGAACAUUUCCGAGUGUGAUCUGGUCACCAAGGAUGGCAUCGCCGUCGUGGCUUCGCAUCUGCACAAUCUACGCGUCAUUCACAUGAGGUACUGCAUGGGCCUGACUAACAUUGCUCUGAAGCACUUGUCUCGCAUCUCUAGCCUGGAGGUGGUGGUACUGAAGAGCUGCAGCAAGAUAAGAAGCAAGGCAAUGGCGUUCAUAGCACCCGGUAAAACGCCGUCGAACAUCGUGGAACUGGACGGGAUGCAGAAGUUGCGCGUCCUGAACUUGAGUGGCUGCAUGGUGGGCGACAAAGGAAUCGCUCGCAUCGCGCGCAGCCUGAGCAGCCUGUGCACGCUGAAGAUCGCGCGCUGCCAGGAGAUCAGCGACAACGGCAUCAAGGCGAUCGCCUGCAACCUGAAGAAGCUGAAGGCCAUUGACAUCAAGGGUUGUCCGAGGACCACGUCAGCCGGAAGGAGGUGUCUGGUCGCCAGGUUGCCGAACCUGAAAUUUCUCUGA